AUGUUCUUCCUCAUUAUCGCUAUUGCAAUCAUCUUUGUUGUACUUAUUUUGCUACUACCCUCCGUGUCGGGUUUAACUAAGGUGAGCGUUCAAACACAUCCUCAUCAUAAAAAGGAUUCCAAACCCACCAACAAGAAACAAAAUGAGGCUCCGGAUAAUUAUCAAUACGGAUAUGUGCCACCAGACGAGCUCACGCUCUCUUCAAAUGAUAUAGAUAAUGAGGGCUUUUUAAAGACUGAGGCUCGUGUGUUGAAGGAGAAACUUCAAGUUCAUUCAGAUGAUAUGCCAAUCAAGAUAAAAUUAAAGAACUUUGCUGGUGAUGAAACUGGAUUAAGGAGAAGGAAAGCUGAAAAAUUGGAUUUGAAUACCGAUCCUAAUAGCUAUGAUUAUGACCUUGACGAACUUAUAGCUGAAGAAACUGAGUCAGCAAGACAAAAUGCUCAAAAGGAGUUUUACAAAGAUCAAAAAAUUGGUGGAGAGAAGGAGGAAAUGGUUUGA
Lodderomyces orthopsilosis Co 90-125 is the source of this 498-nucleotide messenger RNA. RefSeq lists its product as uncharacterized. Lineage: Eukaryota; Fungi; Ascomycota; Pichiomycetes; Serinales; Debaryomycetaceae. The transcript has a single exon. Bases 1 to 498 code for a protein of 165 amino acids. The record is from RefSeq and is a predicted model, not a curated record.